Molecule: messenger RNA, 6183 nt
Organism: Salmo salar (Atlantic salmon)
Lineage: Eukaryota; Metazoa; Chordata; Actinopteri; Salmoniformes; Salmonidae
Cellular component (GO): nucleus
Molecular function (GO): zinc ion binding; nucleic acid binding
Source: RefSeq, a predicted model, not a curated record
AUCCUGACCCGAGAAGGUGUCGUCAACAGGCUUCUCUGCAAACAAGCACGGACACACGCAGUUUAGCAUUAAACACCAACAACAGCGCCGGGAUGUUUAACCCACACCACCACCAGCAGCAGCAGCAGCAGCAACAACAACAGCAACAGUUUCACCGUCACCUGCGGCAGCUUCAGCAACUGUUCCAGCAGCCCCCUCCCCCGCCGCCGCCUGCGCCACCACAACCGCCUCCAUCGCACCAUGCACCCAGGCAUCAUCAUCACCACCAAGGAGGACGGGCCAUGGCUGUACCAGGCCCUGCUCCUCCACCUCCCCAUGUGGUCAACCUGGCCACUCGAGCCUCCAUCAUGGCCCCCAACCCAAUGUUACAAGGGGCUAUAAUGAUGCAGCAGAUGCAAGGUAGCAUGCAGGGCUUUGCAGCAGUGAGUGGGCAGCAGUUCACCCAGUUCUUUGCUGCAGGGGCCCGGUCCUCUCUCAUGGGCCCUGUACCCAUGGGCAUGUCCAUGAAGACCCCCCACAUGGGCUUCCCUGCCCGACACUACCACCCCCACUCCCGCUACUACAACAACAACGACUAUGGGUCCCGGCAGCCGGAUCGGAAGAGGGAAAAUGAGCAGAGAGCCGUGGGGAGCACAUUUAGCCGACCUGCAGCCAGCAGGACAGCAGGGGAAAUCCAUGAUAAGGCUCUGAAAGAUGGAGGAGUGGGAGGGCCAGAUGGACAGGCACGGCCUUCAGUGCAACCGGAGCCUGAGGAGCCGGCAUUGAAGAAGCAGAGGACAGAGGUGUUAGAGGAGACUGUGGAGCAGCCUCCUGAGACAGGCGGGGUCCUGAGUGCAGCAGAGUGUCAAAGCCCACCGGUUGACUGCCAGCCUGGAGACUGUGUCAUACUGGAGGAGGGUGGGAGCACAGCUGAACCAGUGGCUGCAGAGGCAAUGGAGGAGAGCAGAGCAGCCGAGGUUCAGAGUGGAGUGUCGGCCAUGCCAGCCUCUGAGCAGCUGAGUGGUGAGAGCCAGGCAUUCACUCCAGGCCUGGAGGACAUGGCAGAGGGCAAGGCUGCCCCAGGGGCAUUGGAAAAGGGGCAGGAAGAGGGCAAGGAGGGGGGUGACGCUGCCAACAAGUUCUAUUGCUACAUCUGCACUCUGGCCUGUCACAACCAGCAGGACUUCCAGAGCCACAUGAACGGCCUGGCCCACCAGCAGAGGAUGAUGGAGAUCCAACACAUGUCCAGCGCCUGUCUGGUCACCCUGAUGCCCAGUGUCCAGGAGUCACUGCAGGGAGGCUGCGGAGACGGCUCCUCCUUGAAGGACGGAGAGAAGAAACCCGGUCCGCAGCUUUGGUGUGCUACCUGCAAAAUCCACUACACCAGUACAGUCAUGGUGCACCGCAGGACCAGGGAGCACAAGCUGGCCACCCGCACCUCCAAUCCCUCGUGUACCGUCUGCAAGAGGCACUUCAGGAGCCCACUCCUGUUCCUGGAGCACAUGCAGUCCCAGGGGCACAAGCAGAGAGUUGACGAGCUUCGGGAGGAAGGGGGGCCAAAGGCCUUGGCUGAACUGGUUGCCAUGGAUGCACUAGGCUGCUUUGUAGACGAAGAGGAGGAGGCAUGCGAGGAGGAAGAGGGGGACGAAGAGGAAAUGGAAGAUGGCGGCGAAGGCAGCUCCCAUGGGAAGGACGUCUGGCCGUCCCAGAUGGAGGUGGCUCUACUAGAGGACGUAGAUGAAGAGGAGGAGUUUGACCCUGACACGGUGUACGGUUCUAGCUUUGUGGUUCCUGUGGCUGGGUUCCUCUGUAGACUUUGCCAGCAGUUCUACCAUUUUGAGUCCUCAGCCCGCCACUUGCACUGCAAGUCACUCAAACACUUUGAGAACCUCAAGAAGUACAGGGCCUUACGUAGCCAGAAGGAUGGGACAGUGGAACCUACUCCCAUAGACGGUACGGACGGAGAUUCAGAGUGUGAUAGUAACCACACUGUCUCAGAUUCAAACAGCCUGCCUUCAGAGCUCCUCAGCAGCCCUGCCUUACUGCAGCCCACCAUCUCCAUCACCAGACUGAGGCCCUCCAGACCCUGCCCUGAACCCCAGAACAACACUCCCUCAGCCUCAUCCCUGAAGGACCUCACCACCACCAGCAGCACUGUGGGGACUCCGGCUCAAGCCUACCCAGAGAAGCAGAGCCCAGUAAACCCUGAGGACAAGGAGGAAGAGCCAACCCCAGAACAAGCACCAGUCACAGAUGAGGAAGAGCCAACCCCAGAACAAGCACCAGUCACAGAUGAGGAAGAGCCAACCCCAGAACUAGCACCAGUCACAGAAGAGGCAGAGGAGGAGCCAGUCAUGGGAGAGGCAGAGGAGGAGCCAGUCAUGGGAGAGGCAGAGAAAGAGCCAGCGGCAGUUGAGGAAAAGUCAGCCCCAGUCACAGGAGAGGCAGAGGAGGCAAAGGCAGCUGCUCCAGAAGAGAAGACGGGCAAAGGGAAAGCAAAGGGCCCAUCCAAAAGGAAGUCCGGGAGGACAACACGGAGACGUUGAGAGAGAGAGAGAGGGGGAGAAAGAAAGAGAAAGAGAGAGAGGGAGAAAGAGAGAGGGAGAAAGAGAGAGGGGGAGAAAGAGAGAGAGAGAGAGAGAGGGAGAAAGAGAGAGGGAGAAAGAGAGAGGGAGAGAGAGAGAGAGAGAGAGAGGGAGAAAGAGAGAGAGACAGAGGGAGAGAGAGAGAGAGAGACAGAGGGAGAAAGAGAGAGGGAUGGAGAGAGGGCGGAAGAAAGAAAUAAUAUCCAGUACAAUCGCUACCCUAGGACAGGGUCCCCCGCCUCUUCUGUAUAGCUCAGUAGACCUGGCAACUCAAAACCGGUGAUCCUCUUACCUAUAUUUGUAGGUGUUUAAUUUUUUAAUAACACAACUAGAUAGAAAUGACUAACGUGCAUUCAGUGGAACCUGACUGAAGAGAAUUAUGCGGAAACAAAUUGUGGAUGUGUGUGUUGCUGUCAUAAAGUGUGGAAAGGGUCAAAUGAAAAUGAAGGUCUGUUUUAGUUUAUACAUGUUGUGUUCUAGUUAGCUAAAUGUCUAACUCAACAGAUUGUUGCCAGGUUUAGGAAGGGAGUGGUGUUUUAGUCCAGGAACCGAAUGAAUCAUUAUAGCAGGCGACUUAUCUGAAAAUAUUUUGUGAUGAGGGUGGGAAGUUAAAAAGUAAAUGGUACUGUUUGAAUGUCGAGUAACUAUGAACCUUGAUUUGAUCCUAGCUUUGUUGAAGUGCUAUUGUCCUUGACAUUUUUUACAUUCUCUGAACUGUUCUGGAGAUUUCUUUGGAUGUUAGCAGGUGAGGGGAUUGGUUAGAGGGGGGUUUCAAAGGGGGAAAGUCUUAACUGCUUGGUCUAUUUAGCUCAGAUACACCCUGAGCUGCUGCUUUCCCCUCACUAUACUGCUAAAUACAUUUUAAUUGACUUGUUUAGCUCUUUAACCCCUUGAUUGCUGAAACUGCCUACAUCCCACUGGUAUCGCUCCCAAUUUGCACCUGAACCUCCAUAAGGCUGUGCGAUAAGCUCAUGGUUUUGACAAGACUAAAUUAUAGAUCAUUAGUGUUCCUGCAAUGUUAGGCAGCAGAGCAUGCUUUUAGUGAGCUUUGAAUAUAGCUGUUCUUAAUCAACUCAUAAUGUUCUAUUAUAACAGUUGUCUAGUCUAACAGAACUUGACAACUCCUGAGACCAUAAAACUAUCCUUUUCGAUGUGGCUGGAAUAGGGAGAACACAUUGGCCUAGAAUAGAUCCUCUUUGCCAUAGUUUGUUCUCAAGAGACAACCAGGUUUAUGCAAAGUUCAGUGCGCACUUAUUUUAUUUUUUCCCCUCACAGUUGGAGGCAUUUCCAAACCCUGUCACCCCAUUUUAAUGUUUAAUAUUUUUUAAAUUCCUGAACUGAUAGCAAUGUUGCAUUAACAAGCUUACGCAUCACAAACAUGACAUUGCAAAAGAGUUGAAUAGUUUUGUGCUGGGUUUCCAUCCUUUAAAAAAAAAAAAUGGAGUUGUUACUUCUUUCUUUCUCACACACCUUGUUAGCUCUGGUACACUGGACUAGUAAGAGUAGUUUUUUUUGUGUGUCUGUACAAGUGACAUUACAUGGCAGUUGUGACUGUUCACAUUGGUAACAUUAAUAUCAAGGUUAUUAUCAACAAUGUUGUAGUGGUAUGGAUGGACUUGGAAGUUUUUCAUAACAAUGAGACCUGACCUGGAGAAACUAAGGCUGCAUUUAGUCAGGCAGCACAAUUCUGAUCUUUUUUCACGAAGGCCGUGUCUACACUUGAUACUUACAUGCGACUUCUGUUAUUAGAAUAUGAAGAUGCAUUGUAUACGACAGGUCUAGAUAAACAAAAGUCGCAUUGUGGUUGGAAUUGUUUAGAUCUGGCUGACCGCCUCAGGUGGUGGUCAGACUCAUUGUGUGGAUUUCUCCUCAGUCUUUUUGCAAUCAGGCUACCAAAAGUGAAUACAGUGGGUGAUGUCACAGCACUCCGCCCACAAAUCUCCAGAAAAUAUGUUUUGGCAGCAAGAGACACCUUUUUUCAUUAAAUGGAGGAAAUGCGUUCCUAGCGUGAGGAAUGUGUUUGCUGGCUUCAUAAAUGCUAGCCUGCCAGCUUAUUUGGAAAAACAUUUUUUUGUUUGGAGUUAUAACCUGUUUUUGUAAUCUCUUUUAGCUUUGCUUGCUGGCUAAUUCGCUACAGUAGGUGGUUACUGCCAUCAAGUUGUCAGAUUUAGCCUGUUCCAGCGUUUGAAGAAAAAGGGAAUCCUGUGACAAAAUGUGGACGUGAUCAGAACUCCAUGUUCAGAAUACAGAAGUUGCAUGAACUGUCAAGUCUAGACACGGCCUAAUUGGUCUUUAAACCAGUCAGCUCUGAAAAAUAUCUGAUGUGGAAAAAAAUAUGUGAUUGGUCAAAAGACAAAUUUAGUGGGGGAAAAAAAUCAGAAUUGGUCAGGAAACUCUUUGCUUUGGGCACGGAGAAUAAAGUGUCUUUUCCCCAUUGAUAGUCAAUUAGUGUAGAAGUUGCUGUUUUUUUCUUCUUUCUCACGCAUAUCCUGUUAGCUCCAGUACACUGGACUAGUAGACUGUAUAGACUGGCAGCACAAUUCUGAUAUUUUUUUCCCUCUAUUUGGACCAAUCGCAUCUUUUUCAGAGGUGAUCUGAUUGGUCAAAAGACCAAUUAGGGAGGGGGAAAUAUCAGAAUUGGGCUGGAUAUCCAAAUGCAGCUGUAGUCAUUGAGUAGAAUUGUCUGUACAAACGUUGCAUGGCAGAGUUGUCACCUUACAAAUUAGUAACAUUAAUAUCAACGCUCUCAACAAUAAUGAAAUGAAAAAAUGAUAUGACUUCGGAGUUUUUCAUAACCAUGAGACCUCAGCGGGGUAAUCUAACUGGUCAGGAAAAUCUCUUGGCUCCAGGCACAGAGAAGGAAGUGUAUUUCCCUAGUGGUAAUAAAUGUGUAGCAGUCUAAAUGUUACACAAACUGAGAACCAGCAGUUUUGAUUUGGAAGUACACCAACAGAAGAAAUUGAAUGAUUCACCAGCUUGUGAUCUAUUUAAUUGACGAGACGUGGAUAACCAUUUGUCACUGGCCUCUUGGUGAGAGGAGACCUGAAUAUAGGAUAAUUUUUUAUAAGUUACAGACAGAACUACAUAAGACCGAAUCAAGUAAUGUAGCACUCCAGUUAAGAGUCCCCAAUCACAGCCACUGUAUUUUUCUUCAAGGAACAUGUAAGGAAUAAGUCUCUCCCAGAUGAUACUGAUGCUUUCAGUCAAUGGGCAGUUGUUUUUAUUAGUUCACUUGUACAGAGGAAGAGCAGAUGCAUAGACUGUUUAAACAGGCAGCCCAAUUUUCAGAAUUUUUUUCUGAGAUCUUAAGUCAAAAUACCAAUUAGAUCAGAAUUGGGCUAACUGUGUAAACAACCCAUAUUGGCUUUGAUGAAAGCAAGGUCAUUUGUCUUCUAGUCUCUGGUUUGCGUCCCACUGAAAUAUUAUAAAGGACCAGAGCACGACAGAAAGGGUCAUUUAUGUGACAUUUCAAACAGCUGUAUGUUUCUUAAUGUAUUUCUAUUCUACAAAUGACACGGAUGAACAAGUGUUUUCUAGCAGCUGGAAGUUUCAUGUAUUUUUGGGAUGUUUUCUGUAUUGGGGUCAUUUUAAUUUAUAAUAAUAAAAUUUGACAAUUGUC